This is a messenger RNA of Planococcus citri (citrus mealybug), 1724 nucleotides long. RefSeq lists its product as uncharacterized. Bases 145 to 1518 code for a protein of 457 amino acids. The transcript is spliced from 4 exons. NCBI's taxonomy places the organism in Eukaryota, Metazoa, Arthropoda, Insecta, Hemiptera, Pseudococcidae. The record is from RefSeq and is a predicted model, not a curated record.
UCCAACAUUACGAUAAAGUACUUCGAUAACUUCGAGACGAGUGUAUUCAUGUACCUAUAGUUGGUUGUGUACCUUACCUACUACAUACCUAGUCGAUGGUUUAGUAAUCAUAUCAAAUAAUUCUGUGGAGAAACUUCAUUCAAAAUGUGUUCACACAGCACAAUGAAGAUUUCAUUUUUUAUAUUGCUCCAAUUGACAGGUAUUUAUUCAACUCUGGAAGUAAGUUUGGAAAACGACAUCACGAAACAUACAGAUAAUUGGGUGACCAGUAUAUUUACAAGUGGCGAAACUGGACCCAAACAGAUGAUCGAAUUGUAUUACAAUAAGUUUAAUGAAUUUGAAUACAAUAUCAGCAACCAGGAAAACAACGUCUCCACAAAAUACAUCUUCCAAAACAUUAGUAUUGGGACAUUUUUCUGCACUGAUGAUAGUAGUGAUAAUACUGAUGAUAGUGAUAAUAGUGAUAAUACUGAUGAUAGUGAUAAUACUGAUAAUACUGAUAAUACAGUAAUGGUCCAACAAAUCACAUGGAAAUUUUCUGAAAGUAAAAUUAGCGCAUUCUUAGAGGGAUUCCACUUUUACAUUUACGGGGAUGUAAAGAUAAAGACUAGUGUUAGCAACUACGAAAAAUCUUCAAAAAUUGCCAUGUACCCAACGUUCAAAAAUUUCACUUUAACUUCUUUGGCAUCAUAUACAAAAGAUAACGAUUUGAAAAUCACGCACGAUUUUACCUGCACUUCCGUCGACUAUUGGAAGGCAAGCUUAUGGUACGGUGGAAAUCUAACUGCUGAUUGUGAGUAUACAAAACAGCUAGAUCGAGAAAUAAAACAAAUAUUACCGACCAUUUUUCGAAAAAGUCUAAAUAACAGUCAAACUUACAUUACGAGAUUCAACGUCGUCGUUAUCCAAGCGUAUGAACAGCCAAGACAAGAAAUAAUUUCAGUACAUCCGGAUUUCUUGAACAACUCGCAAAAGUAUUACUACCUCAUACCUAAAAUUCCUUUUCUCUGUUUCAUUCUGAAACGUAUCGUUAUCCACGGGCUAUCGAAUUUUGAAUCGUUUAAAACUCGCAGGAGUCUUGAAGAAGACCCUAAAAUUUUCACACACACAUUGCUCAUCAGAAAUAUUCGAGGAAGUAUGACUUUGGAUUAUAGAUCUGAACUAGAAAAAGCUUUAAAAUUGAAUUUCCAAAUAAAUAGCUUCAACUUAACGAAGAAGGAUCGUACAUAUUGCGUUUACGGACACGCGAAAGAUUACACCAUUACUCGAGCAAACACAAACGUCUCGUUGAGUAGUCUUCAGUCAGAGGUGGUUAUGAAUCGACUGCAAUCAGCCCUUGCUUCUGCAUUAUUGAGACUACCAUCAAAGAAAAGUGGACAAUUCGGUGACUUGGAAAUGGCGUUGGAAAAAAUUAAAAUAUCAAAUUCUUCAGAUUGGGAAACAAUAAAGGAAUCGUAUAAAAAAUGGAUCCCAUUUCAUAAUGACGAAGAAGUGAUUGCAAAAAAACCAUUCGUGUAAAACCUUAUUUCAUGAAAAUUCAGAUUUUAUACGAAGAUAUGUUUCAUAAAAUCAGAUCGUCAUGACGAUCAAAGUAAUCACCAAAAUUUCCAAUUAUUCAAAGAUUUUGGUGGACUUAUAUGUAAAUGUAGGUAUUAAAAUGUACCAUAUAAAAAUAAUACAACUCUUUGUCCAAUUUUUUUAAAAAUCGGUUUCAUUAAUAAAAU